Odocoileus virginianus texanus is the source of this 2023-nucleotide messenger RNA. RefSeq names its product dihydropyrimidinase (gene DPYS). Gene Ontology annotation, cellular component: cytoplasm. Gene Ontology annotation, biological process: pyrimidine nucleobase catabolic process. The record is from RefSeq and is a predicted model, not a curated record. Gene Ontology annotation, molecular function: dihydropyrimidinase activity. Lineage: Eukaryota; Metazoa; Chordata; Mammalia; Artiodactyla; Cervidae.
GCCAUGGCUGCGCCGUCGCUCCUGCUGAUCCGCGGGGGGCGCGUGGUCAACGACGACUCCUCGCAGGAGGCCGACGUGCUGGUGGAGGACGGCGUGGUGCGGGCGGUGGGGCGCCACCUGCUGCCGCCCGGGGACGCGCCCGCCGGGCUGCGGGUCCUCGACGCCGCCGGCAAGCUGGUCCUGCCCGGCGGCAUCGACACGCACACACACAUGCAGUUCCCCUUCAUGGGCUCGCGCUCCGUGGACGACUUCCAUCUGGGCACCAAGGCUGCCCUGGCAGGAGGCACCACCAUGAUCAUUGAUUUUGCUAUUCCACACAAAGGCCACUCCCUCAUUGAGGCCUUUGACACCUGGCGAAGCUGGGCUGAUCCCAAAGUCUGCUGCGACUACAGCCUUCAUGUGGCGGUGACGUGGUGGAGUGACCAGGUUAAAAAAGAAAUGAAAAUCCUCACCCAGGAUAAAGGUGUGAACUCCUUCAAGAUGUUUAUGGCUUAUAAAGAUAUGUACAUGGUGAGGGAUGUGGAGCUAUACGAGGCCUUCUCUCGGUGCAAGGAGAUCGGAGCCAUUGCUCAAGUUCAUGCCGAAAAUGGAGACCUAAUUGCGGAGGGAGCAAAGAAGAUGUUGGCGUUGGGGAUAACGGGUCCCGAGGGCCACGAGCUGUGCCGUCCGGAAGCGGUGGAGGCAGAAGCCACGCUGAGGGCCAUCACCAUAGCCAGCGCCGUGAACUGCCCUCUCUACAUCGUGCACGUGAUGAGCAAGUCCGCGGCAAAGGUGGUGGCGGAUGCCCGGAGAGAUGGGAAGGUGGUCUACGGAGAACCCAUCGCAGCAGGUCUCGGCACGGAUGGCACCCACCACUGGGAUAGAGAAUGGCUCCAUGCUGCCCACCAUGUUAUGGGUCCACCCCUGCGACCGGACCCUUCGACGCCUGACUUCCUCAUGAAUCUGUUGGCUAACGAUGACCUAACCACAACAGGGUCUGACAACUGUACUUUCAACAGCUGCCAGAAAGCUCUUGGGAAGGAUGAUUUUACCAAGAUUCCCAAUGGAGUGAAUGGUGUUGAGGACCGGAUGUCGAUAAUAUGGGAAAAAGGCGUGCACAGUGGCAAGAUGGAUGAAAACCGGUUUGUGGCAGUUACCAGCACAAAUGCAGCUAAAAUCUUUAACCUCUAUCCAAGAAAAGGAAGAAUAGCUGUGGGCUCAGAUGCUGACAUUGUGAUUUGGGACCCAAAAGCCACAAGGACCAUUUCGGCAAAAACUCAUCAUCAGGCCGUCAACUUCAACAUCUUCGAGGGCAUGGUUUGCCAUGGGGUGCCCCUGGUGACUAUUUCAAGAGGCAAAGUGGUAUAUGAAGCUGGAGUUUUCAGUGUCUCAGCAGGAGAUGGGAAGUUUAUUCCUCGUAAACCGUUUGCUGAAUAUAUUUACAAACGGAUCAAGCAGCGGGACCAGACUUGCACACCUACCCCCGUGAAGCGUGAACCCUAUAAAGGCGAAGUCGUCACACUGACAUCCAGAGGGACAAAAGAAGACUCCACACAUGGGACCAGGAAACAGGCCCAGCCCUGACCACGUGCUGUCGGUAAAAUCAGAGGAAAGGAUGCCACUGUUCCCAUCCCAGUUAAAUGCUGUUAGCCCGUGGAGAAGCAAGCCUUAUUUCAACUCCGUAAGAUCCUUUUGAAAGAAUAAUCUCUCUCGGCUUCUUUGAUUUCCUUUCAGAAGCAAUUGCUGUCUUUCUUACUGUGACUUUGUUGCUGUGUAAUAUUGAAGAUAUAAAUGAAUAUUAUUGUGAGAGAAAAAGUCUGUGUGAAAAUUCAUAGACGAUACUUUAAAAUGUCAUCUUUGCUUGUACUAAAUUUCUUACUUUGAAUUUUUAAAAAUCACUUUCCCUUUUAAAGUUUUAUAAUGACUACAUUUAUUUAAAUAAGUGUAGUUAUUUAAUGGCUAACUCUGUGAUUUUACAUGCUAUUGUAAUUCAUAAGCAUUUAGAUCUUUAUUGUAAUUAAUAAACAUUUAGAUCUUCAUUUUA